Molecule: messenger RNA, 3198 nt
Organism: Aplosporella prunicola CBS 121167
Lineage: Eukaryota; Fungi; Ascomycota; Dothideomycetes; Botryosphaeriales; Aplosporellaceae
Exons: 2
Coding region: 146-3079 (977 amino acids)
Biological process (GO): endoplasmic reticulum unfolded protein response; negative regulation of hypoxia-induced intrinsic apoptotic signaling pathway; cellular response to hypoxia
Cellular component (GO): endoplasmic reticulum chaperone complex
Molecular function (GO): ATP binding; ATP-dependent protein folding chaperone
Source: RefSeq, a predicted model, not a curated record
UUUACUUCUCUCUCGCUGCCUUGUUCCUUGUUCCAUCAAAUACUUUUCCUUCUCUCCCUAACAGAGGCUUAAUCGACCCCCGCAACCAGCUCUUGGAGCUGCCUACAGCUCUCCCCACAUCUACACAUCCAUCACUUAACACAUCAUGGCACCUCCCGGCCGCAGGCGCGGCGCGAUUCUGCCCGUCUUAUUGGGACUGUUUGUUCUUUUCGCCAGUACCGCCUCAGCCGCCUCCGCCGUUCUGGGCGUCGAUCUUGGAACGUCUUACCUCAAAGGCGCACUCGUGAAGCCCGGAAUCCCAUUGGAAAUUGUCCUUUCAAAGGACUCGAAGCGCAAGGAGACAGCCGCUGUCGCGUUCAAAUCUCCUCGCACCCCCUUUUCUGCUUCAGGAUCCUCCUUCCCCGAGCGCGCGUAUGGCGGAGACGCCCUCGCGCUCGCUGCCCGCUUUCCCGCCGAUGUCUACCCGAACCUGAAGCCGCUGCUGGGCCAGCGCCUGGACGGAAACGCGGCGGAGGAAUACAGCCAAUGGCACCCGGCGUUGGAGGCAGUUUCGGUCGAGGGCCGUGGCACCGUGGGCUUCAAGAGCCCGAGCUUCGAGAAGGACGCGCCGGCGUUCAGCAUCGAGGAAUUGCUGGCCAUGGAGCUGCAAAACCUGCGCGAGAACGCUGAAUCGCUGGCAGGCAAGGGAACUCGGAUCUCUGAGGCCGUUAUCACGGUUCCGGCUUUCUUCACCGGAGCCGAGAAGCGUGCGGUCGAGCUCGCGGCAGAGCUUGCGGGCUUGAACGUGCUUGCUCUUGUCAGUGAUGGUUUGGCUGUCGGUCUCAACUACGCGACUAGCAGGACGUUCCCCAGCAUCAACGAAGGCGGAAAGCCGGAGCACCACAUGGUUUUCGAUAUGGGCGCUGGGUCGACGACGGCCACCAUCAUUCGCUUCCAGGGCCGGACUGUAAAGGAUGUCGGACGGUUCAACAAGACCAUUCAAGAGGUUACGGUUUUGGGCACGGGCUGGGAUAAGAGCUUGGGUGGUGACGCGCUGAACGGUCUUGUCAUGAACCACAUUAUCGAACAGUUUGCGGACAGCUCUGAGGCGAAGAGUGGCAAUGUCAAGGCGGCGGAUGUGAAGAAACAUGGUCGUACCACGGCCAGGCUCUGGAAGGAUGCGGAGAAGGUCCGCCAGGUGCUUAGCGCAAACCAGGCCACUGGCACCGGCUUCGAAAGCCUGUACCAGGACAUUGACUUCAAGUACAAGAUUACGCGCGCCGAGUUCGAGACGAUGGCUGCUGAACACGCCGAGCGUGUUGCUGGACCCAUUCAGCAGGCACUGUCUGCGGCCGGCCUGACCUUCGCCGACCUUGACUCGGUCAUCAUGCACGGCGGUGCUGUGCGCACUCCCUUCGUUCAGAAGAAGCUUGAAGCCCUGGUCGGUGACCCCGCCAAGCUCCGGAGCAACGUAAACGCCGAUGAGGCGGCUGUCUUUGGUGCGGCUUUCAAGGGCGCCGGUUUGUCUCCUAGCUUCCGCGUCAAGGAAAUUCGUGCCUCAGAUGCCGCCGGCUACCCCGUCGGACUUCACUACUCGGCCGCCAACGGCAAGGAGCACAACCAGAAGCUCUUUGGCCCUACUUCCAAGGUCGGAACUGUGAAGGAGGUGCCUUUCAAGAUGCUCUCGGACUUUGAUUUUUCUAUGUACCAGACUACCGAAGAGGGCGUUGACCAGCCCCUCUUCGCCGUUAAGACGAGCAACCUGACGCAAGCAGUUUCGGACCUAGUUGAGAAGGAAGGCUGCAACCGCGACGAUGUCAGCACCAAGCUCUCCAUCAAAUUGGACCCGAUCUUUGGUCUGCCGGAGGUUACGAAGGCGGAGGUGAGCUGCGAGGUUGAGGGUGACAAGAAGGGUGGCGUUGCCGAGGGUGUCAAGAACCUUUUCGGCUUCGGUUCCAAGAAGGGCGGUGACCAGGAGCCUCUGAAGGACGGCGAAAAUGCGGCUGAGGAAAGCACCGAGACUGUUGAAUCCAAGGCUUCGAGUGCUUCCUCUGCGACUUCUUCGGCAUCGGAGAGCGCGAGCACUGAGAAGGCUGAGGACGCAAAGCCGAGCAAGAAGACCGUCACCGGAUUUGUCGGUUUCACCGUCAAUCGCGAGGGUUAUGAAACCGUUCCCAAGGCAGAGAUGAAGCGCAUGAAGGACAGGCUCUCCGCUUUUGAUGCCUCCGACCGCGCUCGCUUCAACCGUGAGGCUGCGCUUAACGCUCUCGAGGCCUUUACAUACCGCGCUCGCGACCUUCUCUCCGAUGAAGGCUUCACUUCCGCCUCCACCGAGGCCCAACGCGCCGAACUUCAGUCCAAGCUCGAAGAGACCAGCGAGUGGCUCUACGGAGAUGGCGCGGAUGCUGACGAGGCAACUCUCAAGACUAAGCUCUCUGACCUCCACGCCCUUGUCAACCCGGUUGUGAAGCGCCGCGACGAGGCGGUCAAGAGGCCCGAGCAGGUCAAGAUGCUCAAAGACGCCCUGGACCAAACCAAGAGCAUGAUCACCAUGCUCAAGAACGACGUGGAAAAGGCAGUGGAAGCGUCCUCGUCUGCGGCGGCGGCCUCGGCAUCCAGCGCUUCGGUCUCGCCUUCCUCGACGCCCGCGGCGUCCGACUCUGCGGACUCGCUCGACGACCUCGAGGAAGACGCCAGUCCCACGAGCUCGGAGAGCGCCAAGGAGACGGAGGCGCCGUACGAGUCGCCCUACUCGGCGGCCGACGUCGAAGAGCUCAACAAGGCCUACACCGAGGUCAGCGCGUGGCUGGAGGAGCGGCUGGCGGAGCAGGAGAAGCGCGUCGCCACCGAGGACGCGGCGCUCAGCUCGGUGGAGCUGGAGACCAAGGCGCGCCGGCUGAACGACGUGGCCAUGGAGCUGCUGCAGCGCAAGCUGAUGCGCGGCGGCCCGAAGAAGUCGGGCUCCUCGUCUGGAGGCAAGUCGGGCAAGAAGGCCAAGAAGGACUCGAAGGCGAAGAAGGCGGAUAAGAAGAAGGCCGAGAAGACCGAGAAGGAGGAGAAGGUCAAGGCGGAUAACACGCCUGACCAUGAGGAGCUGUGAUUGAUUGAUGGAUGGAUGGAUGGAUGGGCGGCAUGGAAAAGGAUCGCAGGGCUGGACGUGCAUCUGGGAUAGGAGUUAUUGAAUCGCACAUGUUUUUGGCGUACUUGUCGUCACUGCCG